CGGCCAUCUUGAAUGGACAAGCCCGUCGCCAAGCAAUUCUCUCGCGAGAUUGUUCGAGACGUGUUCUGUUUCCUGAUCAUUUUCUAUUUAUUUCGGAUUAGUAAUUCUACAUUGCUUGUGACAACGUGUCUGACAAAAUGGCAGUAAACGUGUUCUUGUUCGUCCCUAACAUCAUAGAUUAUUUCCGUGUGAUCUUCGCGUUCAUGUCCUUCUACUACAUGCCCCAUGAUCACGUGAAGGCGUCCAUCUUGUACCUGUUGAGUGGCUUCCUCGAUGCCUUUGACGGCCAUGCGGCGAGAAUGCUCAAUCAAGGAAGCCGCCUGGGUCACAUGUUGGACCAGCUGAUCGACCGGAUCACCACAAUGUGUCUGUGUGGAGCCCUCUGCUUCUUCUACCCCAAGUACAUGCUGUUUUUCCAGUUCAGUAUGGCCCUUGACAUCUUCAGUCACUGGAUCCACGUCCAGAGCUGCAUGCUGGCAGGGAAGAACAGUCACAAAACCAUCGACCUGUCUGGCAACUUCAUUCUACGCCAUUACUACCACAACAGGACAAUUCUGUUUGUGAUGUGUGCUGCCAAUGAGCUGUUCUUCUGUCUGUUGUACCUGACCUACUGGACCCCUGGACCCAUAUUGCCUCUGGGCCCCCUGUCUAUCGGACUGUGGACCCUCCUGCUCUACCUGUGUGCCCCUCUCUCCUUCAUCAAAGCGGGCAUCAGCGGCGUCCAUCUCGUAACAGCUUGUCAAAACCUGGCCAUCAUUGAUGUGGCCGAGCGUGAGUUGGAGGAGAGCAAGAAAGCUGGGUAAAGGGAGACAACUUAAUCAGCUUCAAGAAUCUUCCAUAUGGAUCUCCAUCCACUCUUAACGAAUGUUAUUGUGCUAGUUGUCCCCCUUGUUUAUGUUGUCCA
Messenger RNA from Haliotis rufescens (red abalone), 904 nucleotides. RefSeq names its product CDP-diacylglycerol--inositol 3-phosphatidyltransferase-like. The transcript is spliced from 6 exons. The coding region runs from base 138 to 803 and encodes 221 amino acids. NCBI's taxonomy places the organism in Eukaryota, Metazoa, Mollusca, Gastropoda, Lepetellida, Haliotidae. Gene Ontology annotation, cellular component: Golgi apparatus; membrane. Gene Ontology annotation, molecular function: CDP-diacylglycerol-inositol 3-phosphatidyltransferase activity. The record is from RefSeq and is a predicted model, not a curated record. Gene Ontology annotation, biological process: phosphatidylinositol biosynthetic process.